Molecule: messenger RNA, 1409 nt
Organism: Moneuplotes crassus
Lineage: Eukaryota; Ciliophora; Spirotrichea; Euplotida; Euplotidae
Source: the annotation of a GenBank genome assembly
CAAAAAUAAAUAUGGCAGAUGAUCAAAAGAUGAGAGGAAUUCUCUGUGUGAUUGGAGGUUGCAUAAUCCACCUGUACCUUGGUUGCUUCUAUCUUUGGGGGCAUAUCCAGGUGUAUAUUACCUCAUACCUCCAUAAACAUGAUCAUUCAGUAACUCUUGAUGACACCUCUACAAUAUUUGUACUGCAGGGUGUCUUUCAAGCAAUUUUCAUGCCUGUAGCUCCCUUCAUGCUGAAGCAUUACCCAGUGUGGGUCCUGAUUACAGUAGGAGGAGUGUUUGCUAUUGGAGGAGUUUUCUUAACUUCUUUUCUCACAAAUGUGACCUAUUUCGUUAUUGUUUACCCGCUAUUCUAUGGAUUUGGAAUUGGAAUUACAUAUCUAGCUCCCUUAGUAUGAGGAUGGGAGUACUUCCCAGAAAGACGUGGUGCCGUCAGUGGAGUCAUUGUUGGAGGCUUCGGCUUUGGGUCUUUCAUUUUCAGCUAUGUUUCACUCCUGAUAGUGAAUCCUGAGGGACACCAAGCUACACAAAAAGUAUCAGGAGGCAUGAUAUUUCAUCCUAAUGAUCCUGUUUCCUCAAGAGCCCCUCUCAUGUUGAGAGUUAAUUGCUUAUGAUGGCUGAUUAUUCUCAUAAUCUCACUGAUCUUAAUCAGACGUAAAAGAGAGUCUCAGGAAGACAGAGUUGAGAGCAGUAAUAAUGGGCUUAGCUCGGAUCAUUUGAUUGUCUCGGUGGAAGAAAAUAUUGAAAUAGUAGAACCUACCUACAAAGAAGCUAUGCUACAUUAUAGAACCCUAUAUAUUUGGGUAAUGAUAGUUCUUAGUGUUAGCUAUCCGAUGUUAAUGGCAAGCCACUUCAAAACAUAUGCGAAUAUAGAUGUUCCUGAUGAGAAAUUUUUAAUGAUUACAGGAUCAUUCGGAGCAGCAAUGAACGGCCUUUCAAGAGGAAUUUGGGCUUAUUUUCAGGAUAUCUACGGAUUUAAAGCAGUGUUCCUAACGUUAAUUAUUUUUCAGAUAUUAAUUGCAUUGACAGUAGACUUUAUUCAUAAAGUGAAAGUGUUAUACUUCAUCUGGACAUUAGUAACAUAUUUCUGAUUAGGAGGAUACUUCUCAAUUUUCCCGACAGUCAAUGCUAAAUUAUAUGGAGCUGUGACAGGUGGAAAAGUGCAUGGGACUAUCUUCUGAGCAUUUUCUACCUCUACUAUUCUAAAUCUACUAUUACUGAGGUUAGAGUCUUCUAGACAUCUUGAAUAUGCUCAGAUAUUUUACAUACAGGCAGGGUUUUCCAUUAUCGUUGCCAUCAUGACUAUACUUUUUGAUGAUGCUACAUUGAUCAAGAAAGUAUUGAGGCGGAACAAGAGAUUUAACCAAGAAGAAGACUCUUUUAUAGAGCUUAAAUUAGAAAAUAAUUCUUAA